Molecule: messenger RNA, 1083 nt
Organism: Paramisgurnus dabryanus
Lineage: Eukaryota; Metazoa; Chordata; Actinopteri; Cypriniformes; Cobitidae
Product: 4-galactosyl-N-acetylglucosaminide 3-alpha-L-fucosyltransferase 9-like
Cellular component (GO): membrane
Molecular function (GO): alpha-(1->3)-fucosyltransferase activity
Source: RefSeq, a predicted model, not a curated record
AUGUCAAGCACAAGUUUAUCUGGAUCUUCGUUGUGUCGCCUAGCAUCUAUAGUGGCUGUUGUUUGUCUCAUCUUUCUCUAUACUUCACCUAUGAUCGGACGCCAACCGCCAUUACCUGCACCUAACAUGACAAAGACAAACUCCUCCUUAUAUCCAAAGGAAGAGAAACCAGUACUUUUGUUAUGGGUCUGGCCUCAAGAUUACAGAUUCGAUCUGAGCGACUGUAAAACUAUUUACAACAUUGACGGCUGUCACUUGACAGAUGAUCGAUCUCUCUACAGCAACACGGAUGCAGUGCUUAUUUUUCACAGGGCUAUUAGUUGGGAUCUGUCCACACUUCCUCCAUCUCCUCGCCCUCCGUUUCAAAAGUGGAUAUGGAUGAAUGUUGAAUCUCCAACUAACACACAGAAAAUACCAGGAAUUGAAAACCUGUUUAAUCUGACUCUCAGUUAUAGAGAAGACUCUGACAUUCCUGUACGGUUACGACUGACCAGCAGAAAGAUCCCAGAUAAGGAUUUUGAAAUUCCCAAAAAAGAAAAACUCAUCUGUUGGGUUGUGAGUAACAAUUUGGAUUGGACAGGCGUCAGCAUCAGAAACGCUUAUUUUCAAGAACUUAGAAAAUACGUCUACAUCCAUCUGUAUGGAAAAGCUUUUGGAACGUUCCUGGAUUAUAAAGACUACUUUCCCACCAUAGCCAGCUGUAAAUUUUAUCUCUCCUUUGAGAACUCCAUUCACAAAGACUACAUCACUGAGAAGUUAAAUGGACCUCUGGCAGUAGGUACUGUACCUGUGGUGCUGGGACCUCCUCGAAAAAACUAUGAAAGGUUUGUACCGGGUGACUCCUUCAUUCAUGUGAACGACUUUCCUGAUGCAAAGUCACUAGCAGAAUAUCUUCAGCGUCUGGACCAGGAUGAUGAAGCAUAUCGCAGGUACUUUAACUGGAGGAGACAUUUCUCAGCUCGACCUCAUUUAAUAUUACAGAACCAAGAGUUUGUUCUGGCUAUUUGUUCGGCCUGUGAUUAUGUAGGAAGACACCAGGAAUAUAAAGAAGCUCACGAUAUCUAUGAAUGGUUUUUCAACUAA